AAUUUGCAUCGAAUUUUUUGUCAUUAGUAAUUAUUACGACACCUCAAAAAGCAGCUUGAACUGAAGUUAACUUCAAUACGAACGGCCAUAUUGCCUGAUUCAAUUUAGCGCCAAUUUCCGGAAUUUAAAUUGUGGAAAUUCAAAACAAUUUUAGCUGGCAUAAUAUUGUGAAAUAGUAGUUCUAUAAUAAUAAACUAGCUUUACAGUGAAGUACUUUUAAAGUAAUAUUGUUAUUUGAUUAUUAGAAUUCUUUAGACAAAUUAAUUUGUUUUAACAAAAUAGAUUGGAGCACUACACAUAGUCAACUCAUGUACUAAGCUCUUGUAUAUCACGAAAUCUUGGAGUUCGUGUUUCUAUGUUCAUUCAAUAAUACUCUGCUGAUACAAAUGCGAAGAAAUUGUUAUUAUUGUUACGACCUGUAGAAAUAUUGUUAAGUGUUUAGUUGUUAAAUAAUUUUGGUUGUUCAAUUUUUCCAUUGAAAAAAUUAUUGUUUUUACAAUAUUAAUAUAAACUUUAUUACUCGAAAUUUUUUAUAUGAAUUAUGCAGGAAAGUGCAUUAAUACUCUCUGAAUAUGAAGACAUUAAUUCAUUAUUAUUGAAACCUAUUGCUGCUACUCAAAGAAUUAAAUAUACAUGCAUAAACGUUUCAACAAAUUACAUUGUAUUGGGUUCUACAAGUGGAAGUAUUUAUUUAUUUAUUCGAGAAUCAUGUGUUUUUCAACAAUUAAUGCCUCUUUCGGAGGGUCCUGUAACUCAUAUAUUGAUAUCACCUGACGAAAAAACUGUAGCUUUAUCAAGUAAACGAGGGAGUGUAUGUGUCGUUAGUAUAAAGCCUGUCUUUAAAUUAUUAUCAAUAUCUAAUGAACAUAUUGGAGAAAUAAUAACGUGUUUAUGUUGGAAUUCAAAAAGUUCAGAAAUUUAUGUUGGUGAUAAUAAUGGCAAAAUAUCUACAAUUAUCUUAUCUAUUUUUACUGUAAAUGGAAUGUUUCAAGCUCCAUCCUGUGCAUUGAUGCAUCUAGACUCUAGCAUUGUACAGAUGGAUUAUUACUUACAUUAUUUAUUAGUAUCGACAUUAACUCGAUGUUAUAUUUGUGAUACAACCCAUGAACAAUUCAAACAAAUCGGAAAUAAAAUACGAGAUGGUGAAUUCGGUGGAUGCUUCUUCAAAACAUCUACUGAAUUAGAUAAAAAUUCUGAAAAAGCUUCAGAUGAUGAUAAAACUCACAAUAAAAGUAUUGGUUUGAAUUCAAUUAUGGGAUUAAAUGAUGAUAUAAAUCAUGACCAAAGUUUAAAAAUAUAUUGUGCUAGACCUGGCUGUAGAUUGUGGGAAGUCAAUAUUCAUGGAACAGUUUUAAAAACCCAUCAAUUUAGAGAAGCUCUAUCUGCUACUCCAACAUCUACUUUUAAAUCAUCUAUGAUCAAAACAUUUAAUAAUACAGAAAAAAGUGAUGAAAAUUUCAGUAGCAUGCAGACAUUUAACUUUUCUCGAUUAAAUGUAAUUAGUAAAAAAUAUUUACUCUCUUAUACUACUAAUAAUUUAUAUAUUAUUGAUCCUAUAAAUACAAAUAUAAUUUUAUGGACUGAUGAGUUUUCAAAUAUUUUUAUAAUUAAUGUCAUAGAUGACAAAAUUUAUUUAAUGACAGUUUUAGGGACAUUUCAUUGUCUAUUGCUCUCUUCUAUUGAUAUAUUAAUUUUAAAAUUAUUCGAAUGUAAAUUAUAUAAUGAUUGUUUACGGGCAUGUACAAUAUUUUCAUCACAUUUGAAAAAAAUUAUAACGAAUAAUGAAGUGUUAUUAAAUAUUGAUAAAUUAAACAAAAUUGAUUGGAAUAAUACUGAAAGUAGUGAGAUUAUUAAUACACUUCAGCCAAUAAUAUCAGUGAUACAAUUAAAUAUUAAUACACCUCAACGAUUACAUUCGGGGAUUAUGCUUAUUAACUCAGGUCCUGGAAAAUUACGUACCGAAGACAGCCGUUCAUUAAAUUCAACGGCUGAAAAUUCUAUUAGCUCAAUAAAUGAUAUGAAAAACGGUAAAAAUCAUGAAAGUGAUAAUGAGUCUUCUGACUCAGAAAUAAUUUAUAAAAAUCUGAAAAAAAAUAUAAAUGACAUGACAAUGAACCAAAGAGGUAGCCAUGAAAAUGGUGUAAAACAAAUUACUCAUAGUUUAUCACAAGUUGAACUAAGUGAUUAUAAAACUGAACAAAAUUUAUUAACAAAUGAUUAUCAGAAAUACCAAGAAUCUCAAUCAAAAGAAAUUGAAACAGCUAUGUCAACUAUUCAAUCAAAUUUGGAACCUUUAUAUAUAUUAAUUGGUACUUUAAAAUCUUCUCAAACUAUAGAAGAAAUAGAAAAAAUUAUCGAUAGAGUAACAAAAACAAUAAAUGAUAUAAAUAGUAAAUAUGAAAAUAUAACUCAAUUAAAACAUUUUAUUUAUGAGAUUAUUAGAUCAUUUGAACGACAUUAUUUUUUUACUCUUCUAGAGAAUAUAUCAAUUAAUUUAGUAUCUACAAAUAUCAAUAAUUGUAUUUUAAAUGAAAUGAUGAAAGCUUUUGUAGAUCUUAAUUCAUCAAAUUAUUUAGAGUGUACUUGUGGAUAUCCACGAGCCAUUGAACAAUGUCAUGAACCAAAGUUUUUUAAAGUAGGAAAAUUUUUAAUUGAAACAUUAAUUAAAAUAGAUAAAAAUAAAUGUAUUCUUCUCUGUAAAAAUGUACCUUAUAUGUGGAGAGAAUAUUUAAUGAUUUAUAUUGACAACGAGAAUGUUUUAGAAGAUGAUAUUAUUCCUUUGUGCCUUUUAACUACAGACAAUAUUAUAUUAUCACUUUUAAUUUAUUUACUUGAUGAUAAUCAGUGGAACAUUUUUAUUGAAUACAUAAAAAAAUUGGAAAGAGGCCACUGUUUAAAUUGUAAUCGAAGAUUUGAAAUUCUAAACACAAACAAUACAGAUCUCAUCAAUUGGAGUGGUGUUACUCAUGAAAUAAUGAAAAAGCGUGGUCUUGACAAUGCCAUGACAUUUCUUCGUCGUCUAGAAAAAUCGUUACCUCAUAUAAAAUUAAAACAAGAUUUAUAUCAAUCUUUUAUAUUUACUAAGUUAUUGGGUCGUUACGGACUUGAGCAUACUGUUGAAUUCGGUGAACAUAAAUUAGACAGUAAAUAUGGUUCCAUAUGUUCUACAGAGGCACAAAAAUUACUUGUAGAAGCACUAGAAAAAGACCUUGAACGGCCAGUUAAGAAAGCCAUUUUUGGUAGUGGAGUUUUUCAUUGGGGGAUGCUUUAUAAAUUGAAAGUUUCUUAUUGUUCUUCGUGCACGCUUUCAUUACAAACUCCGGUAUUAUUAGGGAAUAAUGGUAUUUCAAUAUUCCCAUGUGGCCAUGCCUAUCAUGUUAAUUGUGUUUUACAAAAAAAAAUAACUAAAUGUUUUUUACAUUCAUAAGUUAUUGUACAAAAGCAUCCAACUCUUUGGUGAUAAAUUGUCAACGUAAAAAUAGUAUAAAUUAUACAUCAUGUUGAUUUCUAUUGAAUAUUAAUCUAUAUACAUAGUAUACAACUGUGCCAAAUUAUAUUUUUUUCGUCAAAAAUUUAUCGAAAUAAUUUGAAAUUUUAAAUAAAAAUCUUGCUGA
Molecule: messenger RNA, 3614 nt
Organism: Chelonus insularis
Lineage: Eukaryota; Metazoa; Arthropoda; Insecta; Hymenoptera; Braconidae
Gene: pink
Product: WD40 repeat domain-containing protein pink
Exons: 6
Coding region: 542-3427 (961 amino acids)
Biological process (GO): developmental pigmentation
Cellular component (GO): cytoplasm
Molecular function (GO): protein binding
Source: RefSeq, a predicted model, not a curated record